This is a messenger RNA of Sceloporus undulatus (fence lizard), 869 nucleotides long. RefSeq names its product phospholipase A2 inhibitor alpha-like protein. The transcript has 4 exons. The record is from RefSeq and is a predicted model, not a curated record. NCBI's taxonomy places the organism in Eukaryota, Metazoa, Chordata, Lepidosauria, Squamata, Phrynosomatidae. Bases 132 to 635 code for a protein of 167 amino acids.
AAUCAGUGUCUGUUCAGUUGCUCAAUCCACAUUUUCUAUAUAAAAUAAGAUCUCAGUGCUGGAAAAAUUAGUUUUGGUGAGCCUCAUCUAGAACACCUGAAAUCUCAGAGUAAGUGAAGACACAUUGAAAGAUGCUUCCAUUUCUGAUGCUCAGUGUUCUUCUUUUGGGAACAUGCCUGGCCAGUCCACAUGCUAUGGGUGUGAAUGACGAGAUCAACCAUUUGAAAGAAAGACUGGAUAAUCUGGAUAAAAAAGUUACCUAUUUCGGAAAUGCUUUUAUCACAGUGCACAGAGCUCGGUCUUUUGCAUCAGGCAGUGAAAAAUUAUACACCACCAAUAAUCAAGAAGGGAAUUUUGAGGUCGCAAAUGCCACUUGUAUCCAAGCUGGGGGUCAUAUUCCGUCUCCAAAGAAAGAAGGGGAGAACAAGGCCCUGCAGAGUGUCUUAGAACGUCGCAACAAAUCUGCUUUCAUCGUUGGCCACAAUUCAGCAGAUUUUGCUGCCUGGGCCCCUGGAGAGCCAAACAACUCUGAUGGAACAAAGAACUGUGGGGAAACUGACAAAGAUGGCAAGUGGCGUGCUGCAUCUUGUGAAGAGAAGCACUUGAUAGUUUGUGAAUUUUCAUUUGUCCCUUAACUUUGGUUGGGGUCUAAAACCACUGUGGUGUACUGGAGAGGGUGUUGGUUCAAAACCUCCAUUCAAUAUAUAUAUAUAUAUAUUUCUCCCCUCCAGCUCAUUGGAUGACUGUUAUUCUACCUAUCUUCUAAGGCUCUUAUAAUGAUAAAAUUGAAUAAUGCCUAUGUAUGCUUCCUUGAGUUUUUCAGUGAAAAAAAUGGCAUAUACAUUUUCUGAAUAAAUGCAUCAUUCUCA